AUGUUGUCCAAGGCUGGUAGAGAGGUAUUGAUCAAGGCAACUCUUGCCUCUAUUCCCAGUUAUGCUCUUCAAUGUUUUAAGUUAACUGCAUCGGUAUGUAAUAAGCUAACUAGUAAGAUGUCUGCCUUCUGGUGGUCUAGAAAGGAGGACAAUGACAAGAUUCGAUGGGUUAAAUGGGAGAAAUUGUGUGUCCAUAAGAAUGAUGGUGGAUUGGGAUUCAAAAUUUUGGUUGCUUUCAACAUUGCCUUAUUAGCAAAACUGGGUUGGAGGUUGGUUGUGGGAGAGGAAUACUUGUUUUACAAGAUUUAUAAAUCAAAGUAUUUCCCAUACUGUGAUUUCUUAAAGCUAGUUGUGGAUCAAGAAGCUCCUGGAUUUGGAGAAGUAUCUCAACCUCUAAAGAUUUAA
Cornus florida is the source of this 405-nucleotide messenger RNA. RefSeq lists its product as uncharacterized. NCBI's taxonomy places the organism in Eukaryota, Viridiplantae, Streptophyta, Magnoliopsida, Cornales, Cornaceae. The record is from RefSeq and is a predicted model, not a curated record. The transcript has a single exon. The coding region runs from base 1 to 405 and encodes 134 amino acids.